Raphanus sativus (radish) is the source of this 3000-nucleotide messenger RNA. RefSeq lists its product as uncharacterized. The transcript is spliced from 3 exons. The record is from RefSeq and is a predicted model, not a curated record. NCBI's taxonomy places the organism in Eukaryota, Viridiplantae, Streptophyta, Magnoliopsida, Brassicales, Brassicaceae. The coding region runs from base 1543 to 2877 and encodes 444 amino acids.
ACCCCAUCUUUAAUAGAAUCCGUUGGAGAAAACUCCAUUCAACUCGAUCAUAUGCCUUACUCAUAUCCGUCUUGAUUCCUAGAAAUUUCCCCUGACAGGACUUGUUAGUUCGUAACCCAUGAAACAUUUCCUGCGCAAUGAGGAUAUUAUCCGAUAUCAACCUCCCAGAAACAAAAGCCGAUUGUGUUUCCGAAAUCAAAUUUGGUAAUAUUACUUUGAGUCUCUGACAUAACACUUUAGAGAUGAUCUUAUACCCAACAUUACACAAACUGAUAGGUCUCAAUUCUGUCAUUCGAUUCGGUUUCGCUGUCUUUGGAAUAAGACAAAUAUUUGUCAAAUUCAGUCUAUCAUCAAAUACCCCAGUUCUCAAAAACUCGUUAACCAUGCGAACCACAUCACCUUUAAUUACUGACCAGGAUUGUUGGUAAAAUAAUGCCGUCAUUCCAUUUGGUCCCGGAGCCUUCUCCGGGUGCAUCAUAAAGAGUGCUGCCUUAACUUCUUCUUCCGUAGCCGUAGCUAAUAGUCUAUUAUUCUGAACUUCCGUCACCGAAGUCGGUACCUCUUCCAGAAAACUCUCAAUACCUGAUGGAGAAGAUGUACAGAAUAAAUUAUUGAAAUAGUUGACAGCCACUCUCUCCACCUCCUCCGAGUUAACCCACGUUCCAUCCUCUUUGUGUAAACCAAUUAUCCUAUUUUGGAUUCUCCGUUGUUUUGUCAAUGCAUGGUAAAACUCUGUGUUUCUAUCCCCGCAAGUGCGCCAUUUAACUCUACUUUUUUGUUCCCAGUAUUCUUCCUCGUCUCUAUAAGCCUCCUUCAGUUUCCUGGACAUCUCUAAUACCUCUUCAUUUGACUUAGUAAAAUCAUUUUGUAUAUCCUCAAGUGCUUUUUGCAAAGUAUUUAUCUUUUUCUUCCCAUAUGGAGGGUUGUUCUUUCGCCAUACUGAUAUUUCAUGUCUACACCAGUAUACCCUAUCCACAAUUCCAACCUUAUCAUUAACUCGUUUUGAUUGCCAGCCCCUGGAUAUGGAUUCCAUCAGCCCCUCUUCACCUAUCCAUCUCUUAUCAAACCGAAAGGAACCUUUGAAUUUGAUCACUUUGUCCUCAACCGACGCCACAAUCGGUCUAUGAUCCGAUCCAAACAUACCUAGGUACUCCACAUGGGAAUAGGAAAACAUAUUGUGCCAGUCGUUAUUACCAAGCGCUCGAUCCAACCGGCACUUAACAUUAUGUCCUUUUCUCCUCUCACUCCGUGAUAAAGUAUUCCCAAAACAAGGAAAUUCCAUUAAGCCACAAUUGUCUAUCAUAUUCCUUAAUUACUUAAUUCAUGUGGCCUUUGGUUACUUAAUUCAUAAAAUAUUCCUUAAUUAAUAACUUCGUUUUUCUUAACAAUUUUUUUAAUUUCCGAUUUGUAGAUAAUUUACGCCCUAACUUUCGUAUAUAGUUCCUUAGAAACAUUGUUGAACCAAAAACCGAAGGCAGCGAGCAACCCUAUCCCCCUCUCUCUGCAUACACACAGUGUUUUGAUUUUUUGGCAAAGACCGAGAUGGAAUCAAGAGAAACCUCUCUUGUGCUGCGUCGUCUCCGUCCAUUGGCCGGAUCGUUCAGAUAUUACCCAUACACUAGGACUUUCUCUGGGAAAGAGGAUAUAAAAGCGGAGGUUAUGCGGCUAGGAGCUCAACUCUCCGUACGUGUGGCUCAUUCAAUGCUCUUGUUGUGUGAUGACAUUCCUACUAUGUCAUGGUUCUGCUAUAUUUUAUGGAAAGGUAUAACAAGGAACCGGAAUCACGUUUUGGAAACGCUGCUUCGUGUUAUGCAUUUUGUCUACUCAAAAUAUAUCAAACCCAAAACGACUACGACGACGACGAAUCAGGAUUGUGAUAACUCUGUCCAAUGGGAAUUAAUCAGGAACACUUGGAAGCAUUUCGCUGAUGGAGUCAAAAUCUUGAAUCGAUUUGAUUUUUUUCUUAGAAGAAACAUUGCUUAUUUUGAUGAUCGUCAACUAUCAUCGGCUAUAGAUAAAUACAAGCCACAAGUGCUGGAGAAGCUAGAUGAUAAAUUGAGGUCCGUUUCAGAGGUGGAUUGGUUUGCCAAGGAGACUAUAGAGUCAAAUAUUUCUGCCUUGUGGAAGUCUCUUUUUGACGAUGGUGAAACUAUAUCCAAAGCGGUGGAGAGUAGGUUUCUUAGAGACUUGUUUAUGCCUAUUUUUGGCAAACCUUUGCCUAGGGAUAUACUGGCACUGCCCAUAACAUCUUCUCCUUACAUUCUAGGGAAGAAUUUUGAAACGGAGGAAGCGAAAGAGGAGAUUGUGCGACUAGGAGUUGAGCUCUCCUUAUACGUGGCUCAAUCCAUGUUCUCCUUGUGUGAUGACAUUCGUACUAUGUUAUGGUUUUGUUAUAGGUUAUGGCGAUAUGCCAAAGUGGGCAUCAUUAAUGAAGGGCAUGUGAUGGAUAGGCUGCUUCUAGUUAUGCAUUAUGUCUACACAAAAUAUAUCAAACCGAAGAAUGGGGAAUAUCAGAUUGAUGGAAACAAUUCGGCCCAGUGGGGAGUGAUGUGGGAGAAUGACAAGAAUAUUGGUUUUGAAUUUUGUAUGUUGAAUUGUAAUGUCUACAUAAUCAAAGCAGGAGGACCAUGUGGCCGAGAGGCUACGUCUCCCCUUGAAGAAGCGGUGAAAAAGCUAGUAGAGACGUUGGAGUGUGUGAGAAGUGUUUCAGAGGCGUAUGGGUUUGCAAGGGAUGCAAUGGAGCCUGACAUUCUGGACAUGUGGAAGUCUCUCUUUGACACAGAAGCUAAAGAAGCAAGCCAGACACUGAGAGACAUGAAACAGGGAAUUAUUCGCGACUUGUUUCUCCCUCUAUUUAACGAAGCACCACCACCUUAGGGACUAGUUUCACUUGUUGAAUUUCCGAUAAUUUUAGUUAUAUUAUUUUCAUUAAUAUUCUUCUGUGGUGGUCUAAAAUAAAAUUGCUAGAAAAUGUUAUAUUAUAUAGUACAUCCGCUUGGG